This is a messenger RNA of Pseudovirgaria hyperparasitica, 918 nucleotides long. Its product is annotated as ribonuclease P/MRP 30kDa subunit. Lineage: Eukaryota; Fungi; Ascomycota; Dothideomycetes; Acrospermales; Acrospermaceae. Gene Ontology annotation, biological process: tRNA processing. Gene Ontology annotation, molecular function: RNA binding. The record is from RefSeq and is a predicted model, not a curated record. The coding region runs from base 1 to 918 and encodes 305 amino acids. Gene Ontology annotation, cellular component: nucleolar ribonuclease P complex. The transcript is spliced from 3 exons.
AUGUUCUACGAUCUCAAUGUACCCUGGGCCGCACAGGACCGCGAGCUACAACGUACAAUUGCUUUUCUCGACGAAUUAGGAUAUAAUGUCGUUGCUCUCAAUCACACGCUUUCUGGCAAGCUUCCUGGUGAUCUAACCUGUCCCAUACCCCAGACGCCCGACUUUCCUGUACCACCAUCGAUGCGUAUCUUGCGCCGUUGUACACUCACGCUACAUGACCCCUCACAAAAUCACCGCAUAAGCACACUGAGUGCCAAUUACGAUAUCCUUGCCCUUAGGCCUACGGAUGAAAAGACGCUAAAACAGGCUUGUGAAAGCGCUGACUGCGAUAUCGUGUCGAUCGACAUGACACAGCGACUGUCGUACUAUUUCAAAUUCAAAAUGCUAUCCCAAGCCAUAGAGCGAGGAGCGCGCAUUGAGAUUUGUUACGGACCAAGCAUCCUUGCGAAGGACAGUCUUGCACGAAGGAACGUCAUUAGCAAUGUAAUCCAGCUUAUACGCGCGACAAGAGGCAGAGGUAUCAUCAUUAGCAGUGGCGCGACUAAUGCGCUAGGCUGUCGGGCUCCGUGGGACGUCAUAAACCUUACCACUGUUUGGGGCUUGAGUCAAGAAAGAGGCAAAGAAGCCCUAUCUACUGAGUCCAGAAAUCUUGUAGCUUUUGCUCAACUGAAACGGAACAGCUAUCGUGGUGCCGUGAAUGUGGUUUAUGGAGGGGAGAGGCCAAAACCGCAGACUACUUUGCCAUUGGUCUCGAAAGGUUCGAAACAGCAGCAGAACAACAAGCGAAAAGUUGAUGCAGAUUCUGGAAGUACAGAUAAUCCGAUCUCAAAACGUGAAAAGAAACGACGUGAGAAGCAAGCUCGAUUGGAAGCGAUGCCGAUCCAGCCAGAACGUCAGGAAGGAGAAGCCGACUCUUGA